Molecule: messenger RNA, 1647 nt
Organism: Trypanosoma grayi
Lineage: Eukaryota; Euglenozoa; Kinetoplastea; Trypanosomatida; Trypanosomatidae
Exons: 1
Coding region: 1-1647 (548 amino acids)
Source: RefSeq, a predicted model, not a curated record
AUGUCGGCCGUGCACGGAGCAGUAGGGGCGGAGGGGGAGGAGUACCUGCCGCUGACGGAGCGCUCCUUUCGCGUCCUUAUUCGGCGCUACGAGGAAGAGGCUGCUGCGGCCGCUCGUGCGGUGGCAGUAAGUUGCGGCGAGGACACGGCAGGAAGCUGUAGAGACAUGGCCGUGGCGGCGCAGUACAUCGCGGACCUCGCGCACGACGCCCAGCGGCUAUUCCGCAAGUUUCAGGCGUGUGGCAGCGGGAGUAGUGACAGCACAACGACGACAGCAUGGACAUUGGAGGAUGUGCAUGCUCUACGACUGUUGGGGUUUGAUGUGCGCGGCAUUGACGCGGUCUCCUUAUCCUCCCCGUUGGAGGAAGAGGGGAGUCGUGUGGAUGCGCGCGGCAGCGAUCCGUCGCGGCGCCCCCAGAAGUCUAAUUUAGACGCCCUGCUCUUCAUGGAGCAGAAGCUGCAGGCACUGCAGUUGAAGGCCGAUGGAUUGGCCGCAGAGAACGUUGCCCUGCGCCGCACCGUGGCGGGGCGUAGGCGCACCGGGCAAAAAACGCAGACGGCGGACGCUGGUACACACGACCCAGUUGUGGCCCUUACAACCGCUCUCAACGAACUGAAGGACGCCUUGAUUGGUCACCGCGAGCGUGCUUCCAUCGUGCAGGAGAUGCGGGAGAGGUUCGCAUUGGCACUUCAUGAAAUUCGCGUGGGCGAUCGCAAGGUGAGCGAUGCUGCGUCAGGUGAAGCAGACUACCCGUACAGUGUCAUUGAGGAGGCGUUUUGUGUUCUUCGCCGUGUGGAUGCGUGCCAGCGGGUGCGUUACUGCAUGGGAAACACUUGCGAUGAUGUGGAGCCUGUCGACACGGCUGUGAUUCAGCUUCUUAACGACCUGGACUUCCCGUUCCCCGUGCACAUUCGCCGUCUCGGGCCUGGAGGUGAUUACUUCAUUGACAGUCAUGUUGAGAUCAAACUAGUGGACCAGCAGCUUCUAGUGAGGCCGUGGCCAGCCGCUGGCCACCGCCUGAAUCCGGCUGACGGCGGAGGCGCCAACCACAGCAGAAACAACAACAACAACAACAACAGUAAGAGUCGCCCACGGUACGAGCACCUCGCGAAGUACCUUAUUCACCUGUAUUCGCCCGCCAUGGAUUUGGACAAGGCGGCCGCCACUGAGGGUUACAAUGUGGCGGAUUUGCAACGCGACCAAACCAGGUACGAGAGCAGCGCGUGUCUUUGUGAUCACAUCGCCAGUCUGAAACACCAGCAGCAGCGACUUCGGCGAACUCUUGAGAAUCGCUAUCAGCAACUACAGCGGCAUCAGCGGCGGCUUGAGGAGGGUCUUUCCCCCUCACCGAGCAGGCCUCUCCGCGAAGACGGCUUUAUGUCAAGCGGUCACAUAGACGCCUCGUCUGAUCAAGCAAGACGUGCAUGGAGGGGGAAAGAGACACAACGGCCUCAGUCCACCUCCACUGAAGAUCGGGUUUCCCACAUUCUACACUUGCUCGAGACGAAUGGUCGAGUUCCUGACCUUUCGAGCCUCUCCAAGUCGGAGUUACAGUGUCUCAAGCGAACAACCCUUCGGCGGCAGAUGCAUGCCUUUAAGGGCUUCACCGGUGUCAUUUCGCCUCGUUCCCGAAGUCAAUCGUCGUGA